GAUGACUGUGGCCAAUUCCCUUACAAUGCAAAUACUCAGAUACACUGGGUGUCUUUCCUGGAUGGACGCCAACGAGUGCUGCUUUUCACAGAUGAUGUUGCAUUAGUUUCUAAAGCACGACAAGCAGAGGAGCUGGAACAACCUGAUCAAGAAAUAAACUUGUCAAUCCAUAGUCUUGGACUUUCUCUUGUUAACAAUGAAAAUAAAAAAGAAAUCUCUUAUAUAGGAAUUACUAGUUCUGGUGUUGUUUGGGAACUGAAACCAAGGCAAAAGUGGAAGCCAUUUAAUCAGAAGCAAAUAAACCUGUUGGAACAAGCUUAUCAAAAGUAUCUUUGUAAGAGUGCUUUCCAGGCUCCAGGUUGGCAUAAACUAGACAGUGAUACUGAGGUGAAUUUCAGUAAAUUUCCAAUGGAAAUGCGUCUUCCAGUCAGAUGCAGCAUCCGACGCAACUUCCUGUCAGGAAUUCAGGUGGAAUUCAAACAGUCGCCUCACCAAAGAAGCUUACGGGCUCAGUUGUAUUGGCUGCAGGUUGAUAAUCAAUUACCAGGAUCAAUGUUUCCUGUUGUAUUUCACCCUGUAGCCCCUCCCAAGUCGAUUGCUUUGGAUUCAGAACCAAAACCCUUCAUUGACAUCAGUGUCAUCACUAGAUUCAACGAAUACAGCAAAGUGCUGCAAUUCAAAUACUUCAUGGUUCUCAUCCAGGAAAUGGCACUGAAAAUCGAUCAAGGGUUUUUAGGAGCACUUAGUGAACUUUUCACUCCAUCUACAGACCCGGAAGCUGAAAGACAAAGGUCUAAAUUAAUCCAGCAAGAUGUAGAUGCACUUAACACUGAGCUAAUGGAGUCUUCCCUAACAGACCUGUCAAUGCUCAGCUUCUUUGAGCAUUUCCAUAUUUCUCCAAUUAAGUUACAUUUGAGUCUGUCUCUGACUUCUGGUGAAGAAGCAUCAGAUAAGGGAGAAGACAUGAUAGCCAUCCAUUCUCUGAAUUUGCUGUUGAAAAGUAUUGGAGCUACUCUAACAGAUGUGGAUGAUCUUAUUUUCAAACUUGCUUUCUUUGAAAUUAAGUAUCAGUUCUACAAGAGAGAUCAACUGAUGAAGAGAGUUGUUAGACAUUAUAGUGAACAACUCCUGAAACAGAUGUAUGUUCUUAUACUUGGGUUAGAUGUUCUUGGAAAUCCUUUUGGCUUAAUCAGAGGCUUGUCUGAGGGAGUUGAAGCUUUCUUCUAUGAGCCGUUCCAGGGUGCUGUUCAGGGACCUGAAGAAUUUGCUGAAGGGUUUGUAAUUGGUGUUAGAAGUCUUCUUGGACACACUGUGGGUGGUGCAGCAGGGGUGGUGUCUAGAAUCGCUGGUUCUGUUGGAAAGGGCUUGGCUGCUAUUACUAUGGAUAAAGAAUUUCAGCAGAAACGAAGAGAGGAAAUGGGUCGACAGCCAAAAGACUUUGGUGACAGCCUGGCCAAAGGAGGAAAAGGCUUGUUACGGGGUGUCGUUGGUGGUGUGACAGGCAUAAUCACUAAACCUGUAGAAGGGGCUAAAAAAGAAGGUGCAGCUGGAUUCUUUAAAGGAAUCGGAAAGGGGCUUGUAGGAGUGGUAGCCCGCCCAACAGGGGGCAUCGUAGAUAUGGCAAGCAGUACCUUCCAGGGAAUUCAAAGGGUGGCGGAAUCAACUGAAGAAGUGUCUAAUCUCCGUCCUCCACGUUUCAUUCAUGAAGAUGGCAUCAUCCGGCCGUACGACAGGGUGGAAGCUGAGGGUUAUGAUUUAUUUGAG
This is a messenger RNA of Tauraco erythrolophus (red-crested turaco), 1764 nucleotides long. NCBI's taxonomy places the organism in Eukaryota, Metazoa, Chordata, Aves, Musophagiformes, Musophagidae. The record is from RefSeq and is a predicted model, not a curated record.